Messenger RNA from Sardina pilchardus (European sardine), 790 nucleotides. RefSeq names its product methionine-R-sulfoxide reductase B2, mitochondrial-like. The record is from RefSeq and is a predicted model, not a curated record. NCBI's taxonomy places the organism in Eukaryota, Metazoa, Chordata, Actinopteri, Clupeiformes, Clupeidae. Gene Ontology annotation, biological process: protein repair; response to oxidative stress. The coding region runs from base 63 to 611 and encodes 182 amino acids. Gene Ontology annotation, cellular component: cytoplasm. The transcript is spliced from 5 exons. Gene Ontology annotation, molecular function: peptide-methionine (R)-S-oxide reductase activity.
CCACACACACUUGUCUGUCUAACUUACUGUGCUAUAGCCUCUGCUGAGGGGUCUAUUAGAAAAUGGCUCGGAUGGUCAGUCGCUUCUGUCAGCUGCUUGGUGAAGUGUCUAUAAAGUCUCCUCUGCCUCUGAGAAGUUUAGUGUUGAUAAGACCACUGCGCACAUCUUCUGAGCUGAGGUCGCUGACACGUUACGAUAAGUCAUGGGCGAACACAGACUGGAAGAAGAAACUGACCCCAGAACAGUACACAGUCACAAGAGAGAGGCGUACAGAAGAGCCUUUCACUGGCAUCUACUUAAACCACUCGGAAGAGGGCAUGUACCACUGUGUGUGCUGUGACACUCCCCUUUUUAGCUCUAAGUCUAAAUUUGAUUCGGGGGCCGGGUGGCCAUCUUUCACUGAGGCCCAUGGAACAUGGGAGCGGGAUGAAGGUCAUGCCAACAUCCUGCGGCGGGCUGAUAACUCACUGGGUAGCACAGCAACCGAAGUCAUUUGUAAGCAGUGUGACGCUCACCUGGGCCACGUGUUUGAGGACGGCCCAGAGCCCAGCGGUCAGCGCUUCUGUAUCAACAGCAUCGCUCUCAGCUUCAAACCAAGUGUGAAAGAAUAAGGGGUCUUACUGGCACAGCAGCGUCAUUCUAGAGUAACACAGGAUUUCCUGUAACAUGACUGACCGAGCCGUCAGACAAGUUGACUUUACUAUGUACUGCAGUUCAUUGCAAAGGACACCAACUGAAAGUAGUGAGUGAAAAUGACUUAACCAGAGCUAUAAAACCAAGAAUUCUGUAA